This is a messenger RNA of Doryrhamphus excisus (bluestripe pipefish), 9652 nucleotides long. RefSeq names its product spectrin, beta, erythrocytic (gene sptb). Gene Ontology annotation, molecular function: phospholipid binding; actin binding; structural constituent of cytoskeleton. The record is from RefSeq and is a predicted model, not a curated record. Gene Ontology annotation, cellular component: spectrin. NCBI's taxonomy places the organism in Eukaryota, Metazoa, Chordata, Actinopteri, Syngnathiformes, Syngnathidae.
AGCGGCAGGAAACGGAGUAGAGAAGAGACGUGGAGCUUGUUCUUAGGGUGGGGGGGGGUCUCGCUGGUUGAAGAUGAGCAGCCCGUGCCUGCUCCGGGCCGCCCCCAUCAGCCAGCCCCGACUCCGAGACGUCAGGAUCAGCUUGAAGUCCGGCAGUCGGGAGAACGCGUCCACCGCCGCUCGGGACUACGCAAAAGCGGAACAUGAGACCUCUCAGCGCUUUGGGGGGAGCGCCGCCCGGAGCAAGAGCACCCCGCCGGUGCACCGCGCCCUCAAACAUGACCCCAAGAGGCCGCCCAAGAAGCCGGAGCAUCACAUGGAAAAAAACGGCACUCUCCUCCUGCAAGUGCCGCUCUCUCUACCGGGAAUCUCGCCCAUCUCGUCACUGUCAUCAUCCGCCCACACUUCUGGGCGUCAGCGCCCCUCUCCGGGUCCCCGCACCGCAGUUUACCCUUCCCCGUCGUCCUCCUCGUCCGCGCGGAGCAUGAAACGUGCGCGUUGGCUGAGCACCAGCGCCUCCAACAUCUACUUCAACUCCAUCCUGGAUGGACGCUUCAGGCAGCUGCAAGACGAGCGAGAGGCGGUCCAGAAGAAGACCUUCACCAAAUGGGUCAACUCCAUCCUGUCCCGAGUCACCUGUCGCAUCUCCGACCUCUACCUGGACCUGCGUGACGGACGCAUGCUCAUCAAAUUGUUGGAGGUGCUGUCUGGUGAAAAACUGCCCAAGCCCACCAAGGGCCGGAUGCGGAUCCACUGCCUGGAGAACGUGGACAAGGCCCUGCAGUUCCUCAAGGAGCAGAGGGUCCACUUGGAGAAUAUGGGCUCUCACGACAUCGUGGACGGAAACCACCGCCUCAUCUUGGGCCUCAUCUGGACCAUCAUCCUCCGCUUCCAGAUCCAGGACAUCAUCGUGGAGACCGGUCAGGCCGACCAGAAGGAGACCCGCUCGGCCAAAGACGCUCUUCUUCUGUGGUGUCAGAUGAAAACCGCAGGCUAUCCCAACGUCAACAUCACAAACUUUACCACCAGCUGGAAAGACGGCAUGGCCUUCAACGCCCUCAUACACAAACACCGACCAGAUCUGGUGGACUACAACAAUCUGAAGCGGUCCAAUCCAACCCACAACCUCCACAAUGCCUUCAACGUGGCAGAGAAACAACUAGGCGUGGCCAAGCUUUUAGAUCCAGAAGACGUCUUCACCGAGAACCCAGACGAGAAGUCCAUCAUCACGUACGUGGUGGCGUUCUACCAUUACUUCUCCAAGAUGAAGCAACUCGCCGUGGAGGGCAAGAGAGUUGGAAAGGUCCUGGACCACGCCAUCGAGACGGAGAAGAUGAUCGACAAGUACGAGACGUUAGCGUCGGACCUGCUGGCUUGGAUCGAGCAGACCGUCGUCGUGCUGAACAACCGCAAACUGGCCAACUCGCUGUCGGGCGUUCAGCAGCAGCUCCAAGCCUUCAACACCUACAGAACCGUGGAGAAGCCACCUAAGUUCCAGGAGAAAGGGAAUCUGGAGGUGUUGCUCUUCACCAUCCAGAGUCGCAUGAGGGCCAACAACCAGAGGGUCUACACACCCAAAGAUGGAGUUCUAGUUGCUGAUAUCAACAGGGCGUGGGCGCGACUGGAACGAGCCGAGCAUGAGCGAGAACAAGUCCUGAGGGAUGAGUUGAUUCGUCAGGAGAAGCUGGAGCAGAUGGCGAGACGAUUCGACCGCAAGGCGGCCAUGAGGGAGACGUGGCUCCUGGAGAACCAGCGAUUAGUAGCUCAGGAUAACUUCGGCUACGACCUACCGGCGGUGGAAGCGGCGAAGAAGAAGCACGACGCCAUCGAAACCGACAUCGCCGCCUACGAGGAGCGCGUUCAGGCCCUGGUGGCCAUCUCCAAAGAGCUGGAGGCCGAGCGCUACCAUGACACCAAGCGUAUCGACGUGCGCAAAGACAACGUCCUGCGUCUGUGGGACUACCUUCAGGAGCUGCUGAACGCCCGUCGGGGGCGCCUGGACAAGAACCUGACUCUGCAGAGGCACUUCCAGGAGAUGCUCUACAUCAUCACGUGGAUGGAUGACAUGAAGGUUCGUCUGAUGUCGCCUGACUUCGGGAAGCACUUACUGGAAGUGGAGGACUUGAUCCAGAAGCAUGCUCUAGUGGAGAACGACAUCGCUCUCCAGGCAGAACGAGUCCAGAACGCCGGCGCUGCUGCCCUCAAGUUCGCUAACGGAGACAGUUACAAGCCGUGCGAUCCCCAGGUGAUUCGAGACAGGGUGGAUCAUCUGGAGCUCUGCUACCAGGAGCUCCGUUCCCUGGCAGCUAGGCGAAGAGCCCAGCUCGAGCAGUCCCGCCGCUUCUGGAACUUCCUGUGGGAGGUGGCGGAGCUGGAGAGCUGGAUCAAAGAAAAGGAGAAUAUUUUCUCCUCCCUGGACUACGGUAAGGACCUGACCAGCGUGCUGGUUCUCCAGAGCAAGCACAGCGCCUUCGAGGACGAGCUGGGAGCCCGUCGCGCCAACCUCCAGCAGGCACUAAACGAGGGCGGGAACAUGAUCCGGGACAAACACUUUGGAUCGCCCAAAAUCCAAGAACGCAUGACCAGCAUCGAGAGGCAGUGGCAGCAGCUGGAGGAGCUGGCGGCGUUCCGAAAGCAGAACCUUCAGGACACUCAGAAGUUCUUCCAGUUUCAAGGGGACGCCGACGAGCUCAAGGGCUUGCUUCAGGACGCCAAGAGACACAUGAGCAGCGAUGACGUGGGCCACGACGAGUACACCACCCAGCGGCUCCUCAGAUGCCACAAAGACCUGAGGAACCAAGCCAUGAAGAACGGAGCCACCAUCGACGCUCUGACUAAACAGGCCAACGCUUUACCGGAAGAGCUCCUCAACACUCCAGACAUCCAGAGACGCCUGAAGGACAUUAAGGACCUCUUCAUGGACCUCAUGUCUCUGGCCGACAUCAGGCAGAAAAAGCUAGACGACACCGUGGCGCUCUACACCAUCUUCAACGAGACCGACGCCUGCGAGCUCUGGAUGGGCCAGAAGGAGACGUGGCUGGUGGACUUGGAAGUGCCUGAAAAGCUGGAAGACCUGGAAGUUAUCCAGAAUAGGUUGAGCAUCCUGACUCAGGAAAUGGCCAACGUUCAAUCCAGGGUGGACGACGUCAACAAGGCGGUGAAGCUCCUGGAGGAGAGCAGACACCCUCGAACCAAGGAGGUCAAGGAGUGCCAAACCAGACUGAAUAAAAGGUGGGACGCCUUCAAGGCCAUGGUGGAGGACAAGAAGAAGAAGGUGGAUUCCGCAGGAAGGUUACACAAUUACGGGCUGGAAUGUGACGAAACGGAAGCGUGGAUCCGAGACAAGACGCGCGUCAUCGAGUCCACGCAGGACUUGGGCAACGACCUUGCCGCCGUCAUGACCAUCCAGAGGAAACUUUACGGCAUGGAGCGGGAUCUGGCCGCCAUCGACUCCAAGCUCAAUCUCCUGAGGGACGACGCCGACCGGCUGUCCAAGGAUCACCCGGAGAACGCCGAAGACAUCCUGGCACGCAGAGCUGAUCUGGAUGCUGCCUGGGACGUGCUUAAGAAGACCCUGAAGGACCGAGAAGAUUCAUUGGGUGAGGUCAGCAAGUUGCAGACCUUCCUCCAAGAUCUGGACGACUUCCAGUCCUGGCUUUUUAAGACGCAGAAAGCGGUGGCCUCCGAGGAGAUGCCGGCCUCGCUGCCGGAGGCCGAGGACCAGCUGAGUCUUCACGACGCCCUUCGGGAGGACAUCAACGGUCGCAAGAACGACUACCACCGCGUCAGGGACGCCGGGGCUCAGGUCACCCGCGGUCAGGAGGACGACCCUCAGUACCAGGAGCUGGAGCAGACGCUGGGCGGCCUGGAUCGCGGGUGGGACGAGCUACAGAAGAUGUGGGACAGCCGCAAAAACCUCCUGGACCAGGGCCUGGGCUUCCAGCAGUUCCUGAGGGACGGCAAGGCGGUGGAGGCCAUCCUCAACAACCAGGAGUACACUCUGGCCCACGUGGACAAGCCCGACACCCUGGCGGGGGCGGAGAAGGCCCUGAAGAAGCACGAGGACUUUGUCAGCACCAUGGAGGCCAACCAGGACAAAAUCGACGGAGCCCUCCAGACGGGGAAGAGGCUGGUGGACGGGGACAACUUGUACUCCGGGAAAGUCCAGGACAAAAUGGAGUCCAUCGGUGACAGGCAGAAGAAGAACCAAGCCAGGGCCCAGGAGGUCUCUGCGACGCUGCGGGAUAACCGUGACCUGCAGCACUUCCUGCAGAACACCCAAGAUCUGACUCUGUGGAUCAACGAGAAGAUGCUAACAGCGCAGGACACCUCGUACGACGAGGCCCGGAACCUGCACAGCAAGUGGCUCAAGCACCAGGCCUUCAUGGCCGAGCUGGCCUCCAACAAGGGCUGGCUGGAGAAAGUGGACCAGGAGGGCCAGGAGCUGAUGGAGUCCAAGCCGGAGUUUGCGCCCAUCGUGAGGGAACGUCUGGCCGCUCUCCACGCCCUUUGGGAGAUGCUGGAGUCCACCACGCAGGAGAAGGCGCGGCUGCUGUUCGACGCCAACCGCUCUGAGCUUUUCGACCAGAGCCUGGCCGACAUGAAGAAGUGGCUGGGCGAGCUCCAGCAGCAGCUGCAGAGCGGCGACGACGACGUCGGUGACGUCAAAGACCUCACCAACGCAAACAUCCUGCUGAAGAAACACCAGGUGACGGAGAACCAGGUCCGAGACCGUGCACGGGAGCUGGAGGAGCUCCAGGAAGCGGUGAGGAAACACGGGGGCGCCCGUGAGGACCAGCCUGAGCUGGAGGCGGAGCAGCGGUCCCUCCAGAUGGAGUUCCAGCAGCUCAUCGCACCCUUGGCCCAACGCAAGGGCAAGCUGGAGGCCGCCAAGGCCGUCCACCAGUUCUACAGGGACCUGGCCGAUGAACUGAUGUGGAUCGAAGAGAGAAUGCCGCUGGCUCUGUCGCAAGAUCACGGCAACGACCUGCAAACGGUGCAGAUGCUGCAGAAGAGGAACCAGACCCUGCAGAGAGAGAUCGAGGGCCACCAGCCUCGCGUCGACGACGUGCUGGAGCGAGGGAGGAGGAUGGCGUCGGCCGCCGGCGAGGAGGGCGUCGCCGAGGCGGAGCGCAUCACGGAGCAGCUGCGGGACCUGGAGGACGCGUGGACGAGGCUGCGGGACGAGAUGGCCAAACGCCAGGACCGCCUGAACGCCGGCCGCCUGGCUCAGCAGCACUACAACGACGCCGACGAGGCCGAGGCCUGGAUCGGAGAGCAGGAGCUCUACAUGAUCGCCGAUGAAAAGCCUAAGGACGAGCAGAGCUCCAUGUUGGCUCUGAAGCGUCACACCAUCCUCAAGCAGGCCGUGGACGAUUACGCCGACUCCAUCCAGAACCUGGCGGACCGAGCCCAGAAGAUGUUCGCCGAGGACAACCCUGACGGCGAGAAGAUCAUGAGGCGUCAGGGCCAGGUGGACAAGCAGUACGCGGGGCUGAGGGAUCUGGCCCAGGACCGCAGCAGGAAGCUGGAGCACACCUACCAACACUUCCUGCUCAGCCGCGAGGUGGAGGACCUGGAGCAGUGGAUCUCGGAGCGGGACGUGGUGGCGUCCUCUCAGGAGAUGGGCCAGGACCUGGACCACGUCACGCUGCUGAGGGAUAAGUUCCGAGACUUUGCGCGGGAGACGGGGACGCUGGGUCAGGAGCGUGUGGACCUGGUCAACCAGACCAUCGACGAGCUGAUCGAGGCGGGCCACGGCGAGGCGGCCGCCAUGGCGGAGUGGAAGGACGGCAUCAACGAGAGCUGGGCCGACCUCCUGGAGCUCAUCGACACGCGCUCUCAGCUCCUCACGGCGUCCUACGAGCUGCUCAGGUACUUCGACGACGGCAAAGAUCUGGUGCUCCAGAUCUACGACAAGCAGCAGGAGCUUCCCGAUGACGUCGGCGAAGACUUCAGCAAAGCCGAGUCCUUCCACAGGAUGCACGCCGCCUUCGAGAGAGACAUCGGCGCCCUGGGCAAGCAGGUUCAACAGUUCCAGGAGACAGCAGCCAAGCUCCGUGCUCAGUACGCCGGAGAGCGAGCGGAGGCCAUCCAGUCCACGGAGAGGGAAGUUCUGGAAGCCUGGAAAGGCCUCCUGGACGCCUGCGAGGGACGCAGGGCGCGGCUGCUGGACACGGCCGAGAAGUUCCGUUUCUUCACCAUGGUCCGAGACCUGUUGGCCUGGAUGGAGAGCAUCAUCCAGCAGAUAGAGACCCAGGAGAAGCCCAGGGACGUGUCCUCUGUGGAGCUCCUGCAGAAAUACCAUCAGGGAAUCCGCUCCGAGAUCGAGGCCAGGGGGGCCAAAUUCACCGACUGCACCGAUUUAGGCACGGCCCUGCUGGCCCGCAAACACAGAGACUCUGCUGAGAUCAGAGAAAAGAUGAGCCAGCUGGUGGACAAGCACAAGGAGAUGAUGUUCAAGUGGGACGACCGCUGGGAUUGGCUGAGACUCUUGUUGGAGGUGUGUCAGUUUGCACGCGACGCCUCGGUGGCCGAGGCCUGGCUGAUAGCGCAGGAACCGUACGUGAGCAGCAAGGACGUGGGGCGCUCGGUGGACGACGUGGAGAAGCUGCUCAAGAGGCACGAGGCCUUCGAGAAGUCCACCGCCGCCUGGGAGGAGCGCUUCUCGGCGCUGGAGCGCCUCACCACGUUGGAGUUGCUGGAGCUGAGAAAGCAGCAGCAGGAAAUGGAGCAGCUGAUGAAAGACGAGCGACGCCCGGACCAGGACCGCAGGAGCGAGGACACCGGCUUUGCGGGAUCUUCGCAGCUUUUCACCGUGGACGAAGAAACUCUGUCCGCUGUCCCCGAAGUGGUGACGGGUGACAACACGGAGAUGAAAGAGAGCGGAUCUCUGGAGCUGGAGGCGGCGGUGCCGGCGACGGAACCCCGUGGUGCCGCCACCAUGCCCGCCGGGAUGCCGGUGGGCCAGGCGGUUCUACAGGAGGGAACGCUGGGACGCAAGCACGACGUGGCGGGCUCCGGGAAGAAGGCCUCCAAUAGGUCGUGGAACACCUUGUACUGCGUCCUGAGGCCCGGCCAGCUGUCCGCCUACAAGGACGCCAAGAGCUCGGGCCAGGGCGUGACGUUCCACGGCGAGGAGCCGCUGCCGCUGGCCAACGCCAGCUGGGAGCUCCUGGCUAACUACAAGAAGAAGAAGCACGUGGCCAAGCUGUGCCUCGCCGACGGCAGCGAAUAUCUGUUCCAGUGUAAAGACGAGGAGGAACUCCAGCGUUGGAACCAGGCCAUGGGGAGGGCCCUCCAGACCCUGGCCCAGGAAGACGCCCCGGCAAGCGGCUCCUCCAAAGCCCUCAGUCUGCCCCCCACGGCCUCCUCCCCCGCCAAGAAGGACAAGAAGUUCAGUCGCUUUGCCAAGAAGAAAUAAAGCACCUUGGGGAGGGGUGGCCGCCACCGCCAUACCCUGGGGAGGGGUGGCCGCCGCCGCCGUACCUUGGGGGAGGGGUGGCCGCCGCCGCCGUACCUUGGGGAGGGGUGGCCGCCGCCGCCGUACCUUGGGGGAGGGGUGGCCGCCGCCGCCGUACCUUGGGGUAGGGGUGGCCGCCGCACCUUGGGGUAGGGGUGGCCGCCGCCGCCGUACCUUGGGGUAGGGGUGGCCGCCGCCGCCGUACCUCGGGGUAGGGGUGGCUGCCGCCGUACCUUGGGGUAGGGGUGGCCGCCACCGCCACGCCAUAUUUGUGUCCAAUCAAUAUUUUUUGUGUACACGCCUCCAUCUUACCUGUUAGGGCUUAUUCUAUUAUUAUGCUAGACGUCACAUGACUUCCUUUUCAAACUCCUCCCCUUUGCCAUUUCUCUGUAAAGCCAUUUGCUUUGGUUUAGUGUUUUUGUUUUUUCUACUUUACCACGUGUAUAAACGCCAACAUGGCCACCUUUUUUCAUCCAGCUUGUUAACUGUAAUACUGCAGUACACAGAGUACUUGGAACACCUACUCACCAGGCGGAUUUGAAAUAGAAGUCUUUUGAAACUCGAUUCCAGAUCAGUAGUAGCAAUUUGAAACUAGAUUCCGAAUCAGUAGUAGUAAUUUGAAACUAGAUUCCGGAUCAGAAGUACCAAUAUGAAACUAGAUUCUGGAUCAGUAAUAAUUUGAACCUCGAUUCCGAAUCAGUAGUAGUAAACUACUAGAAACUAGAAACUAGAUUCCGGAUCAGUAGUAGUAAUUUGAAACUAGAUUCCGGAUCAGUAGUGUAAUUUGAAACUCUAUUCCAAAUCAGUAGUGUAAUUUGAAACUAGAUUCCGGAUCAGUAGUAGUAAUUUGAAACUAGAUUCCGGAUCAGUAGUGUAAUUUGAAACUAGAUUCCGAAUCACUAGUGUAAUUUGAAACUCUAUUCCGAAUCAGUAGUGUAAUUUGAAACUCUAUUCCGAAACUAGAUUCCGGAUCAGUAGUAGUAAUUUGAAACUAGAUUCCGGAUCAGUAGUAGUAAUUUGAAACUAGAUUCCGAAUCACUAGUGUAAUUUGAAACUCGAUUCCGAAUCAGUAGUGUAAUUUGAAACUAGAUUCCGGAUCAGUAGUAGCAAUUUGAAACUAGAGUCCAGAUCAGUAGUAGCAAAACUAGAUUCCGGCUCAGUAGUAGUAGCAAUUUGAAACUAGAUUCCGGAUCAGAAGUACCAAUAUGAAACUAGAUUCCGGAUCAGUAGUAGUAAUAAUAUGAAACUCGAUUCCGAAUCAGAAGUAGUAAUAAUUUAAAACUCGAUUCCGAAUCAGUAGUAGCAAUUUGAAACUCUAUUCCGGAUCAGUAGUGUAAUUUGAAACUAGAUUCCGGAUCGGUCGUAAUGAUUUGAAACUAGAUUCCAAAACAGUAGUAGCAAAACUAGAUUCCGGAUCAGUAGUAAUAAUUUGGUAGCAAAACUAGAUUCCGGAUCAGAAGUACCAAUAUGAAACUAGAUUCCGGAUCAGUAGUAGUAAUAAUUUGAAACUAGAGUCCGGAUCAGUAGUAGUAAUAAUUUGAAACUAGAUUCUGGAUCAGUAGUAGUAAUAAUUUGGCUGGUAUUUCUUGAGGAAUAAAUAAAGUACUAUGAUAAACAUAAUAAACAUGAUUUCAUAUGAGGAAAAACAUCAAAGUCAAACUUUUUACGAUAAUCCAAACCUGGAAUCAUACAGACUUCAUUUGUAAUCUUCACAAUAUUAAGAAAUUAUUUAAAAAAUUAUUACAAAAAAAUAUUUUUAAAGAGAUAGUUCACAAUUUGAGUUAUUUUCCAAGAGUAUUUUUCCUGCCUUGGACAUACGCAGUAUUUAGUAUUUACCAGUUGCAUGAAGCUAAUGAAGAUAUGAUUAGGAUUUCUGGUGCUAACGUUAGCUAUUAGCUCCCAAGGUGUGUAUAAAGACGAUAUUGCUGAAGUGUACAAGUACUUUUAAAAAAUGAAAGCUUUGAUUUGCGGCGCCUGCCUUCCUUCCAACUUGGUACUAAUAUUUGCCUUUUGUACUCUGUGUGAAAACAGGAAGUGGCUACUAAUGGAAUGUUGAUGGAUUAAAAGGAGGAGCGAUGAUCAACCUGUCAUAACUUUAUUGGCUACAAACCUUUCAACAAAACACAAAGAAUUUAAAAAAAAAAACAAAAAAAACUUGCGUAGCUGAUUUCAUGUGAACUUAUAUACACG